Molecule: messenger RNA, 1076 nt
Organism: Spodoptera litura
Lineage: Eukaryota; Metazoa; Arthropoda; Insecta; Lepidoptera; Noctuidae
Product: pseudouridylate synthase RPUSD1
Biological process (GO): enzyme-directed rRNA pseudouridine synthesis
Molecular function (GO): pseudouridine synthase activity; RNA binding
Source: RefSeq, a predicted model, not a curated record
CUUCAAUAUUAAAUCAAGUAUUAUUGGAUUACAAUUUUUUUUAUGAACGCAUAUUAUUGAAAUACUGCGGGGUACUGUGUCAACAAAGAUGGCUGUUGAAAAGUUGUAUGAAAGUGAUAAUUAUUUGAUCGUAAAUAAGCCUUACGAUAUGUAUAUUAACUCGGACGAUGAACAUGAGAAGAAUACAGUGACAUAUCAUAUUGCGUCACCGGACUCCCAUCUCUCGUCUUCAUUAUUCCCUCUUCACUUUGUACAACGAUUGGACUACGCUACAAGUGGCGUGCUAUGUAUUGCCAAGAACAAAUCGUCUGCCGCGCAAGCGGGCAAACUAUUUGAACAGCGAAUAACAAAGAAGUAUUAUCUCGCUGUGGUAAGAGGUCAUGUGACGUUUGAAGUGGCUGAUAUUGAGUUUAAUGUUGGGGUUGAUCCGUCCACAGCGGACUCUAGUCACCGAAUGUCUGCGCUGACCACAAGUGAAGCGUCGGUGAGAUGUCUUCAGUCGCGACACGCACACACGCGCAGUCUACGGCUAGAAACAGGCUACUACGACAACAGCCCCGUCUCAGUUCUACUGCUAAAACCUAUCACAGGUCGCCGUCACCAGCUGCGUGUGCAUUGCAGCGCAGUCGGGCACACAAUACUCGGCGACUACACGUACAGCGGCACAAAGGACAGCAUGCCGCACCGAAUGUUCCUACAUGCUACUAGAUUAGUGUUACCCCUUCCUGACGAAGAUUUGGACAUACAGACACCAGAACCUUUCUUCUUGGACCCAAGAUUUAUUUCUAAAUGGAAAUCGGAGACGGCAUAUUAUAAAUACCGAAGUAAAGAAGACUUUUUAGCCGUCUGCGAUAUUUUAGACAAAUCUUAUGUGAUAGGUGUGCAGUAUAAAAUGUUUAAAAUGUAAUCUGUUUACAAUUUUAUAAUUUAUUUUUAAUCAUUUAUAAAAAAAGAAAAGUUAUUGAAUUUCUUGUGUUUUACUGUUGGUCAUUCAUAGCCGGCACGAUAACAUCAUAUUUAGCUAAAUUAACGCCCACCUCAAAUGAUGAUAACCAAAUUGGUGCACAACACGAUAA